AUGGAGGCAUUAUCAACACAGACUGUGAUAAGACUGGGAUAUUCCUGCCCAUUUACUGGAUACCAGUGUGGUAACAUUGUAACACCAGGAUAUGCGGGUGGUUGGUUAAACUUCAGCUGGGCUCGAGCAUGGCAUGAGUGGUCCAAAUCUUCUUUUGCUGCACCUCUGAGUGUCCGGAAAUUAUCUGUUUUGCCUCGCUCACGGAAGUUGUGGUCAGAAUCUUUGAGCCAUGACAGAGAUGUCCAUAAGUCGUGGGUACAGUGUGGUAGGCAUGUUCAUGGACUUCUUCUCUCAUGCAAGUCAAUUCCUGGUCUAGGGCAGCAGAGCGAAGAGAAGGUUGAGAAUGAAGACUUAGAAUUUUUCCAGAAAAAAGUACUUACAGUACCAUUUUGUGAUCUUUUACUCCAAGAAGAAGAAGGGAAAAAAGAACCUGAGAGACAGCGAAUUAUUAUUCACAUCCGAGAUGUUAAUGAUGAACCACCUUAUUUCAUCAAUCGGCCAUUACCAAUGCAGUCUGUGGUCCAACUCAAUGCUGCACCUGGUACACCUGUCUUUAAGCUUCAGGCUCGAGACCCUGAUACUGACCACAAUAUCCAUUAUGUUUUAGUUCGAGACAGAAGUAAGAUAGUCUUUGUUCUUUAUGCGCAGGGUCAGAACUCCGGAACACGGGAAUUGGGACUGACCAUGAAGUCUAGAGAAGUGGACACGAGGGUUCAAUUUGAAAUAGAAGAAGAACAACCCCCGGGUACUGUAGUAGGUACAAUACCCACGAAACCCAAUUUUACUUACCGUUUCAAUGAUAAGCCAAAAUAUUUUCAGCUGAAUAAGACAACAGGGACCAUCAGAACUAACGCUGAGAUAGACAGAGAAAAUCUUGUGAGCGACAGAUUCGACCUUGUGAUUUUGAGUAGCCAGCCCACUUAUCCUAUAGAAGUAAGAAUCAAGAUAUUAGAUAUUAAUGACAACGCCCCUGUAUUCCCUGAAUCUAGCUUACAUGUAACAUUUUCCGAAAGCGCCAACAUUGGGACUAGGGUUAUCCUAGACACAGCAACAGAUGGCGAUGUAGGCAUCAAUGACAUAACCACGGAUUACAAAAUAGUUUCUGGCAACGAGGAUGAGGUGUUCAAAUUAGUAGUAACGACGAACCCUAGUGGAGAAACGCCUUAUUUACAUCUAGAAACUACCGGAAGGUUUGACCGAGAAGACAACUCUAAUUAUCAACUGAAUAUUUCUGCUCAAGAUGGCGGAAGUUCGCCAAGAUUUGGAUUUCUUCAAGUUAAUGUUACAAUUCUAGAUGUGAACGACAAUCCACCUAUAUUUGACCAUAGUGACUACUCGGUUAGUUUGAACGAAAGUGUACCUCCCGGUACGACUGUACUACAAGUUCGUGCUACUGAUAACGAUAUAGGCGAUAACGCUAAAAUAACUUAUUUUUUGAGCCAAACAGAGCUUCAGUUUGCAAUAGAUCCACAAACGGGGAUUAUUUCGACUUUGAAUAAUCUAAACUGCCAAAAGGAUUGCCCGGGACCUGAAAAUUGCCCGAAAAGUUGCGUCUUUACUGUUUUCGCUCGAGAUUAUGGCUCACCUAGACAAGACGGACGAACCUAUGUCACCGUGAACCUGCUGGACGCUAAUGACCACGAUCCUAUCAUCCGCUUCCGGUUUUUUCCUGCGACAGCUAAGUAUGCUACAGUGGACGAAAAUGCACAAAAUGGAUCGGUUGUCGCAGCAGUCAGUGUUAUCGAUUUUGAUGAAGGACCAAAUGGAGAGACAGCUGUGGAGAUUCAUGGCGGAAACGAACAGUUUCAUUUCAGAUUAGAAUCAACACCCAGUUUUGAUAUCGUCCGUGUUAAUGGAAUUCUGGAUCGCGAACAGAUUAACAAAUAUAACCUCACUAUCACCGCUAGAGAUAUGGGUUCUCCAACGAGAAGUUCAACAGCAUUUUUGAUUAUCCACGUGAAUGACGUGAACGACCACGAACCCGAUGAAGACACUGGAAUUAAUUCCCACAUUUAUUAUUCAAUAGCCUCCGGGAAUGAAAAACGCUGGUUCAGUUUGGACUUCCAAACAGGUCUUAUUACCACCGCGCAGCCUUUGAACAGAGAAGAGCAAGACUUCGUGGAGCUCAAAAUAUCUGCUCGUGAUGGAGGGCCUAAUCCACUACUGGACAGAGAAAUAAUAUCAUUGUAUACUAUUAAAGUGGUUGCCAUGGAUAAAGGAAUUCCACCUCUUUCUUCGACAGUGACGUUAUUUUUGAAUGUAUUAGAUGUAAACGAUAAUGAUCCAGUUUUUUAUCCCAAACAGUAUUAUGCUGUAGUUAAAGAAGAUGUUCCAAUUGGUACUUCUGUAACCCGUGUUACUGCUGUAGACCAGGAUGAAGGGUCUCCAGAACAAGCAAUAGUGAUGGUUUACGUCCAACAAGAAGAGGAAAACUUCCUGCAGUUCGAGCAACUUUUCGGUUAUAAUUUUUUGGUGGAGGAAGAUUUUGAUGGUAAAGAACCAAAUGUUGGUCGUGAAGUGGGUCGGGUUUCAUUAGUCCAAAACAAACAUUCUUAUGAUGCAAAAUUCUCUAUCGCAUCUGGAAACUUUUUGAAUUGGUUUAAAAUUGAAGAUCGAUCUGGAAUCAUCACCACAGUGCAAGAAGUUGAUCGGGAGGUUCGUUCAGAAGUAAUUCUGACUGUUGUUGCUUAUGGAAGCGUAGGAUUUUCUGAAUCUGUCGUUAAUGUGACAAUACUUGAUGUCAAUGAUUAUCCACCAACAUUUGAAAUUCCCCCAGACAUUGUAAAGAUGUUUGAAAAUUGGCCAAUAGGCCAUGAAGUUCACUUGGUCAAAUGUAGGGAUUUGGAUCUUGGUUCUAAUAGCGAACUUGAGUUCUCAUUAACAACUAAUCCAGAAGAUACUUUUAGCAUCAAUAAAAAUACAGGAGUGAUUUACUUGAAUCGCCCUUUAAGGUUCAUGUCAGGUGCAGAGUAUAGAGUAGAAGUAACUGUUAGAGACAAAGGUGUUCCUUCACUGACUUCUGUGCAAGAACUUGUUGUGAUGGUAGAGGAUGUAAAUGACCACACUCCAGUUUUCGACCAGGUGUCAUACGAAACAUCGGUAUUAGAAUCCACAAAAGUAAAUGACAGGUUUUUUGCUCUACGGGCCUCUGAUGCUGAUUCUACCAAUAAUGGCCACGUUUCGUAUGAAAUUAUAGACGGCAAUGAACAUUCAAAAUUUGGUAUUUUUCCUGAUGGACAGCUUUACGUUAGAAAUGAACUGGAUAGGGAGAGACAGGGUUAUUAUAGUUUAACAGUACAAGCUAAGGAUAAUGGUACAAAACCACGAAGUUCUGAAGUUUCGGUUGUGAUUCAUAUUAUAGAUGAGAAUGACAAUAAACCACAGUUUCGUAACGAUACUUUCACAUUUUAUGUGGCUGAAAACGAACCACCGGACACCUACAUAGGAAGACUUAUCGCCGAUGAUGAAGACAAAGGAAAGAAUGCAGAAUUAUCAUUUUCAAUAACCACCAACCAAAAUGAUUUCACUGUAGAUCCUAAAACUGGACUCAUUCGAACCUUACACGAAUUUGACAGGGAGAAGUUGGUGGAGGUUUCUGGCCAUGAUUACAUAGCCAUAGAAGCCGUUGUGUUAGACGGUGGCUUGAUGAGAUUGAGAGAUGAAGCCAAAGUCAUUGUGUAUAUCACUGAUGUCAAUGAUAAUUCUCCACAGUUCCAGCGCAUACCCUAUCACACUACCAUAUCCGAAGGAGCUUCGUUACAAACUCAAAUUGUUCGUGUUAGCGCUACUGAUAUUGAUAGGGGAGCAAACGGAAACGUACAGUACUCUAUAUUAACUGGAAAUGAUGAAGGAAGUUUUUUAAUUAACUACUCCAGUGGACAAAUUACAGUUGUUAAGACUUUAGAUAGAGAGAGGACACCACGUUUUAUACUAACUGUAUUGGCGACAGACACUGGAGACGAUGUACAACACACCUCAACUGCAACGGUUACAAUUGAUGUCCUGGACGAAAAUGAUAAUCCUCCAGUGUUUCAGGUUUCAAAGCAGUCAGUUGAAAUACCAGAAGAUACACCUGUAGGAUUCAGUAUAUUUACGUUUUCUGCAACUGAUUCUGAUCAAGGAACUAAUGGAGUUGUUUCAUAUUCUAUUGGUUCUGGUAACAUUAAAGAAACCUUUAAAAUCGACGACACGGCCGGAGUGCUUUGUCUUGACCGCCCUCUAGAUUACGAAGAACAGAGCAUAUAUUACCUUAAUAUCAGUGCUAGCGACGGAGGAGCACCAAGGCUGACAUCAAACACACAGUUUAUAAUCAGGGUUACCGAUGUGAAUGACAACCAUCCAAUAUUCCCUAACAUUGCCAUAGUAAGACAGAUAGAAGAAGGAGUGCUACCAAAUACACCAGUAGUGACAAUUACAGCAGAAGAUAAAGACUCGGGUAGAAAUGGAGAUGUCAGGUAUCUAAUCAGAGAGCAAGAGCCACCUGGCGGUCAUUUUGCUAUAGAACCUGAAACAGGAGUCAUAACUACCAUUAGAGAAAUUGACCGGGAAUACAGUGACACCUUUAUAUUGACUGUAGUGGCUUUCGAUCAGGCUCUUUCAGCGAAAGCCAGACUGUCCUCUGAAAAAACAGUAACUAUCAUCGUCGAGGACGUGAAUGACAAUGCACCAACUUUUGUAUCCAUGGACGCAGGCAUUUUGCCCGAGGCUUCAGAUCGUGGGUACAUCAUAAUGAAGGUAAGCGCCGAUGAUUCUGACACUGACACCAAUGGUAUGGUAACGUACGAAUUAGUGGAAGAAAAAGACAACACCUUCUUUUUGGAUGGAAUCUCCGGCGAAUUGUACCUUUCCCAUUCAAUAGAACAACCACAAGUUAUUUAUUCGUUAACAGUGGAGGCUACUGAUGAAGCAACCUCCUGGAAUGCUAAAACAUCUAGAAACAAAAUAACGAUAAUCGGGACGACUAAACGUGAACGAGGACCAGUGUUUACUGCUUCUGAAUAUUCUGGAUCAGUUUUUGAGAACGAACCAGUAGGUACUGUCGUGUUAUCAGUCCGAGCUCAGUACCCUAAUGGGCCUGCUGGAAACGUGGAGUACUACCUGACAGCGAUUUAUGGUAAUGGCCUGCCACAAAACCGGGUUUUUGCCAUCAAUAAAAAAAAUGGUGUAAUAACUACAGCAGUUAUUUUGGAUCGGGAAAACAACGCACAAGUUUACGAGUUAGAAAUUUAUGCUGUGGAUGUAACUGUAACAAGUCCCAAGACUUCGAAAACAAAG
Limulus polyphemus (Atlantic horseshoe crab) is the source of this 5274-nucleotide messenger RNA. RefSeq names its product cadherin-related tumor suppressor-like. The annotation marks the transcript as partial. Lineage: Eukaryota; Metazoa; Arthropoda; Merostomata; Xiphosura; Limulidae. The record is from RefSeq and is a predicted model, not a curated record. Gene Ontology annotation, biological process: homophilic cell-cell adhesion. The transcript is spliced from 8 exons. Gene Ontology annotation, molecular function: calcium ion binding. Gene Ontology annotation, cellular component: cell-cell junction; plasma membrane.